AAAUAACUUUCAAUUUAGACUUUUUAUCUGAGUAACUUUGACAUUUUCUCCCAAUUGCGACCCAACAUUCACAGAAUUGUGAGUUUAUUUCUCGAAAUUCCAGCUAAUUAACUCGCAAUUUGGAGUUUAAAUAACAGAAUUUUAAUUAAAAAAUAGUCCUUCUGUGUUAUUUUCAUCGAUUUUAAGGUUUUUCUGUCCAAGCAUCGUUAUGUUUCAGACAGGUUUUGCACACGUUUGUAAUGACUCUGCCCACACAAGCGGCGGCGCUGUACGUAAGCGCGCUCCUGAUUCCCGCUACCGGCGCGCGCGUGAUGACGCCACGGUCUCUGCAGCUCCACGCGCCGCCGCUCCGCUCGAGAGGAACCGACUCUCCGGGAAAUAAACAACAAAUAUCAGCAUAAAUACAAUACAGAUAUAACAAACAACCGGCGGAUCGGGAAUCAUGGCGACAACGUUCGAGCAGAUGAGAGCGAAUGUGGGGAAACUCCUGAGAGGAAUCGACAGGUAUAACCCAGAGAACCUGGCGACGCUGGAAAGAUACGUGGACACACAGGCCAGAGAGAACGCUUACGACCUGGAGGCCAACCUGGCCGUGCUCAAACUGUACCAGUUCAACCCAGCGUAUUUCCAGACCACAGUGACGGCUCAGAUUCUGCUGAAAGCUCUGACGAAUCUCCCGCACACAGACUUCACUCUCUGCAAGUGCAUGAUCGACCAGACCCACCAGCAGGAGGAGCGGCCGAUCCGACAGAUCCUGUACCUCGGAAACCUGCUGGAGACCUGCCACUUCCAGAGCUUCUGGGCCAGUCUGGAGGAGAACAGGGAUCUGAUUGAUGGGAUCACAGGAUUUGAGGAGUCUGUGCGUAAAUUCAUCUGUCAUGUAGUGGGAAUCACGUAUCAGAACAUCGAGUACCGUCUGCUGGCCGAGAUGCUGGGAGAUCCUCUGGACACACAGGUGAAGGUGUGGAUGAAUAAAUACGGCUGGACGGAGAACGAGGACGGUCAGAUCUUCAUCCAUAACCAGGAGGAGAGCGUCAAGCCCAAGAACAUCGUGGAGAAGAUCGACUUCGAGAGUGUGUCCAGCAUCAUGGCUACAUCGCAGUGACCACACACACACACACACACUCUACAAUAAACUCAUUUCACGUGAG
Messenger RNA from Danio rerio (zebrafish), 1151 nucleotides. Lineage: Eukaryota; Metazoa; Chordata; Actinopteri; Cypriniformes; Danionidae. The record is from RefSeq and is a predicted model, not a curated record.